AUGGCUACAGAUGAAGAUAAAAGGGUAUUCUCUGAGAUACGGCCCUAUUGUGUGAAGUUAUCUCAAUUCACUUUAGUUCCACCAGGCACUUUUGAUCAAUCUUCCAUACAAGUAACUGAAGCUUUGAAAGAUGUUUACACCCACUUGAGAGAUUCAGUCAAGCCUGGUGCUACACUAUCCACAGCAUUGGCUGAUUUCAUAUUCGUUCCUUUAUCUUAUUUAUUGAAACAACCUAACCUUAGUGAUCCUCAAAUUGAAUUGUUACUCAAAGUUUUAACCAUCCUUAUAAGGCAUUGCUGGUCUCCUGCUGGAUCAAUCCCAUAUGUUCUUGCUAAGCAAUUGUUUCCCUUAAUUACAUUCUUAACUGGUGGUAGCCCUAACGCUGAUGACAAGAGUGAAAUUGAUGUGAAAUCAGAUGAACUAAAAUUAGCUGGUUCCGAAACUUUACAGGUUUUUUUCAACUCUUUAUCUAAACAAAAAGGUGCUAAGAUAUAUGAUUUUUUCAGCAAUGUUGAAACGCUACCAGCUCUUGGUCAUGCAGUUACUGUUUUGUUACAUUUUUGUGAACAUGGAAAAUCAAUUGAGCUUCAAUUACAAGCUAUAAGGACAUUAUGCACAUUAUAUUUUGAUUUGGUAGCGGACGGUGAAAUAUUGUCUUAUAUUUUACCUGGAAACGUUUCAUCUUUGGCAAAAGUCAUUGCUGCUCCUGGACUUAAAACACAUUAUACUGUUUUAGUUGAAGCAAUAGAAUUACUUGGAAAGCUUUUGGUUCUUGUUUAUAAUGAUGUUGACUUGAAAACAAAAGUCAAAGAACUUGAAUCUAUUGAAGAUAUCAUGGAUAGCUCAGAAAUGGAUAUAAUAACUAUUGAGGAAGCUGAUUUCAAAAAAGUUCAUAGAACAAACAAGUGGUUAAAAGCAACUUCAAGUCAAGUUAAAUUGGCUCUACAAAAUAUUAAAAAUGUUGGACCAAAUGCUAGAAUUGAAGUAAAAAGAGCUCUUCUUUUGUUUUGCACUCAAAUUAUUCAAGAAUGCUUAUAUUCUUUGAGUAGCUCAAUUCCUGUUGUUGUGAACAUCCUCUCACUUUUAUCAAAUGAUUCCAGAAUAGAGAUUGAUUCAAAAAAGCUGAUUGCUUCUGAUUCUUAUAAAAACCAAAAAUUGUUUGAUAAAGUUGUCUCAAAUGAAUUGAGCACUAGUAUAGAUAAAUUUUCAUCUGUUCUUCAAUCCCCAAAUGAAGAAAAGAUUUUGUCUACAAUAGGAGCUAUUGACUUUACUAUAAGGCAUAGUCAUGAUCAAGUUCUUGCAUCCAAACUUAUCAAUUUCACAGUCAUGGAGCUAUCAGAUCUAUUGAAGAAAUCGCUUUCCAAAUCCAAAGUCAUCAGUGAUUCAAAUGAUAUAUCGAAUUUGAUGUUGAUUACAAAUGAAACGAAUGACUCAAGACCAGAUUUUAAACAGCUUUUGGUAUUUAGUAAAGUAUUUUCUGAAACAGUGGAAACCAAGUUGGCUACUCUAUUUACUAUGAUUGGAGGUCAAAAUGAUCCUUCUGAUUUGAUUGAAGAAUUGUUAGCAAAUGGAAGUGACACUUCAAACUAUGAAAAAGCUGUUAUUUUAUGGGUAUCGAAAAACCUUUUGAAUGGUCACUUUGGAAAUUCAAGAGAAAAUAAAAUUGUUGAUGAAUUUUUAGAUUUUGAUGAAGAGAUUGAAAAACAGGAAAUUCCAGAGAUUACAAAUGCAGUUAUGGAAUUCUCAAAGGGUAUGCUUGACGAAACCUCGGAAAAUCAUAUCAACCAAGAAGUUGAGUUGAUCAAUUCAAUUGCAGUUGAUGUUAUAGGUGUCGUUGCAUAUCACAUGAGAGAAGAUUUUAGAUAUGAGUUGAUAGAUUAUCUUUACCCUGUUGUUGACUCUAUGGCUUCAUUAUCAGAAAAUGUGAGAAGACAUGCUUUAAACACAUGUAUGAUCAUUGCAGAUACUCUUUAUCAUGGCUCUUUGUAUGAAGUUGUAUUGGAUAACUCAGAUUAUUUAGUUGAUGCAGUCUCAAUAAGACUGAGUAAUGCGAUGACCACAAGGGCAACUGCAAUCUUGGCUGUCUGUACCAAAAUAGCUGGUUUCAAAAUCAUUGAAAGUUUCAAAGAUGUGAUCGAAAUCAUUUUCAGUUUGCUAGAUUACUACCAUGGUUAUGAGGAUUUAUGUAUUGGGUUCUUUGUUUUAUUUGAGAUCAUUGCUGAUGAAACAAGGAAAAAAUAUUUGCAUGAUUACGGGGUGGAUAAACUUGAGUUUUUUGAUAGCACCUCAACAUUUGCACCAUGGGGUUUGCAAAAUGUUGAACAGUUGAAAAACUUGCUGGACAAAACUCAAAGAGAUGUUUUGGUGGAACCAAAAGGAAAAGAACUCGAAGAAGAUGUUGAAGGUGAAAUCAAUGCGCCAGAUAGUGAUGAUGAGGAUGAACAAGAACCAAGUGCUCCAGAAUUAUCAGAAAAAGAAGAAAAAUGGACAUCACCAGUCCCAGAAAAUAUUUACAAAUUACUGCAGCAAAUAAUGUACUAUGGUGAGCGUCUUCUAACACAUCCAUCUGCCAAGCUACAUAUUCAAAUCCUAAGUACCUAUAAAAAGGUUUUACCAAUUUUAGCAACAUCCACCAAGCAUUUACAUCCAAUAGUUGCCUCUUUAUGGCCAAUUGUCUCAAAGAAGGCCAACGACAGUGAUCCAAAGAUUGUCAUCCCAGCAGCCAAGGUUGUGUCACAGGUUCUGGAAUAUAGUGGUGGGUUUCUUUCAUCAAGAUUUGUUGAUUUUUGGGAAGUAUUAAAAAGCAACAAAUUAUUGGUUUCAGCUAAAACAAGUGUUUCAAGUAAUAGCAAAGUUGUUUUACCUGGGCUGAACUCAAAGGCUUAUGAAGAGUUGGUUGAUAUGUUAGUUACUGGAUUGGAUUGUUUGGGGAGAUUUAUUUCAGAUGUUGUUGCUGAGGAUAUUGUCAGUAAUUGUAUUGGCGUUGUUCAAGAUAUUGAGAGAUUUGGUAUCAAUUCAGAUAUUGCAUGGAGCAUGAAGCUGGAGAAAUUUGAUAUUAACAAAUCAUUGAGCUGUCCAGAGUCAUUUAUCGGAGCACAUGAGAAAGUCUAUAAAUUUGCAAGUAUAGUAUAA
Molecule: messenger RNA, 3132 nt
Organism: Hansenula anomala
Lineage: Eukaryota; Fungi; Ascomycota; Saccharomycetes; Phaffomycetales; Wickerhamomycetaceae
Gene: TTI1
Product: Tti1p
Exons: 2
Coding region: 1-3132 (1043 amino acids)
Biological process (GO): chromatin remodeling
Cellular component (GO): cytoplasm
Source: RefSeq, a predicted model, not a curated record